AUGAAUUUACCCCAAACUUCAACAUCAGAAUUCACAGAAGAAACGCCGAAUGAUGUGCCUCUGAUUCCUCUUGAACCAAACAUUCAAAUUAAAGAUUCAAGUGCUGAUACUGUUGACAUGCAACCUAUAUCAUAUAGAAUUCACAGCGGUCGCCCUGAUGGAAAUGCAUUAAACAGUUCAAGAGAACCUAAAUCGCAAGAACCAGUUAUUAACAAAAGUUGUUGUUGCAUUUUAUUAUAA
Molecule: messenger RNA, 240 nt
Organism: Trichomonas vaginalis G3
Lineage: Eukaryota; Parabasalia; Trichomonadida; Trichomonadidae
Exons: 1
Coding region: 1-240 (79 amino acids)
Source: RefSeq, a predicted model, not a curated record